Zootoca vivipara (common lizard) is the source of this 4047-nucleotide messenger RNA. RefSeq lists its product as uncharacterized. Gene Ontology annotation, biological process: regulation of DNA-templated transcription. NCBI's taxonomy places the organism in Eukaryota, Metazoa, Chordata, Lepidosauria, Squamata, Lacertidae. The record is from RefSeq and is a predicted model, not a curated record.
GGGGGAGGGGGGAAGAGAGAGAGAGGGAAUGCGCCCUUUUCCUCUCCCGCAAACCUGAAAGAAAAAAAAUGCAAAGUGUUCCAUGUGAGUUUAUUCUUGCUUUUGCAGAGAUGCUGAAGGCGGCCUCAGGGAGGGAAAUGCAAGAUUAAGGGAAAUCCUGCAAUCUCUUCCCCUAACUGAAUUAUUAGGCUCAUGAUUGAAGCGAUGUGCUCCCUGCACUGAGAAAUCCAGAUAGGUUAAUCAGUCCGCAGGUAGUGGAAUGGCAUCCGAAAUGUUUUCCAGAUCCUCUCCCCUUUGCACUGGGAUGGAGGCAGGUGCUGUGGAGUCACCUCAGGGACCAGUGACUUUUGAGGAGGUGGCCCUCUAUUUCACUAAGGAGGAAUGGGCCCUGAUGCAGCCCAGCCAGAGGGUUCUGUACAGGGAGGUGAUGCUGGAGAUUCUUGGGAUGGUGACCACCUUAGCAGGUUACGUCUGGGAGAGUGAGAACGAGGGAGCAGAGUUGGAUGUGUCAUUGGAAACGGCCAAGGGUCAGUAUUGUGGGGAGAACUUGGAGGGUCGAGAUGGAGCAAAGAAUCAGGAGGAGAAACAAACUCAGACGCAGGGGGAGAAAUCUGCCACUUGUCAGUACGGUGACACCCCAAAACAGCACACAACGUGCAGGGGAAAGAAAAGGAUCAAGUGUGCCGAGUGUGGGAAAGCCUUCAGUUGCCAGUCAGCAUUUAAUCUGCACCAGAGAACUCACACGGGAGAAAAGCCUUACAAGUGCCCACAAUGCGGAAAGAGCUUCAACAGGCACGACAACCUUGCUUCGCAUCAGAGAAUUCACACCGGAGAGAAGCCGUACGCGUGCUCAGUUUGUGGGAAAAGGUUCAGCCACAGUGCAAGCCUUACUUCUCAUCAGAGAAUCCACACAGGGGAGAAACCGUAUAAAUGCUUGGAGUGUGGCAAGAGCUUCAGCCGGUGUGACUCCCUUACUUCCCACCAGAGAAUCCACGCGGAGGAGAAACCAUAUAAAUGUGCUAUCUGCGGAAGGAGCUUCCGUCAGAGCGCAAGUCUCACUUGUCACCAGAGAAACCACACAGGGGAGAAGCCGUACAAAUGCCCGGAGUGUGGAAAGAGCUUCAGCUGGGAUAAGUCCCUUAUUGCACAUCAGAGAAUUCACACGGGGGAGAAACCGUACAAAUGCUUGGAGUGCGGAAAGAGAUUUAGGUGGAGCCGGCUUUUUACUGCACAUCAACGCAUUCAUGCUGGAAAGAAACUGUAUCCGUGUGCAGACUUUGACGAAAGUUUCUGCCAGAAUGCAAAUCUGUCUUCCUAUCAAAGAAUCCACCCGCUGGAAAAGCUGCGCAAGUGCUUCAUGUGCGGAAAGAGCUUGAGUCAGGACAGCUCCCUGAUUUUGCAUCAAGGCUUACACCCGGGAGAGGAAAUGUACAGUUGCUCAGAGUGUGACAAGAGUCUAUCUUGCAAAUCGUAUCUUGUUAAGCACCACAUAAUUAAUGCUGGCGAGAAACAGUACGAGUGCAGAGGAAGGUGUGGCACGAGCUCAGACCUUGCUUUCCAUCAAGCAGUUCACGCAAGGGAUAAAUUGUAUAAAUGUCUGGAGUGUGGGAAGAAAUUUGGACGGAGCGAUCACCUUCGUAAACAUCAGAUAAUCCACGCGAGGCAGCAGCAAUAGAUGUGCUCACGCAGGCGGAAAAUGUUUGGUUUUGGAGUUCUCCACACAACUCCAUAGAUAGCUAGUUGGGGGAAUCUUAAGGAAUGUCUGAGCUGUGGGAAAGUAUUGAUGGAGAUCACCUCUCCUUACUGAUUGAAGCCUCCAGAGGACAUGAGCAGAAUCAUACAAAUGCAAGAGGGAAAAAGAAGCUGUAUAAUACUGAAUAAGAUCUUUGGCCCGUUUAGCUCAUCAGUGGUGUCUGACAGCGGUUUUCCAGGGCUUCAGGCAGGGGUCCAUCUUGGCCCUGGAGAGAUCAUUGAGGAUUGAGCUUGGCAGAUGCUCAACCACGUAAGAACACAGGAAGCAGCUUUAUUUUGAGCCACACCUUUGGUCUAUCUAUUUUACCAGAAGCUGGUAAAAUGCGGUCUAGACAAUGCUACCAUUCAGUAGAUUUGUAACUGGCUGACGUGACCGAACCCAAAGGGUGCUCAUCAAUGGCUCCUCCUCCUCAUCCUGGAGAGUAGUGACUAGUGGGGUGCCACAGGGUUCUGUCUUGGGCCCAGUCUUAUUCAACAUCUUUAUCAAUGACUUGGAUGAUGGGCUUGAGGGCAUCCUGAGCAAGUUUGCAGAUGACACCAAAUUGGGAGGGGUGGCUAAUACCCCAGAGGACAGGAUCACACUUCAAAAUGACCUUAACAGAUUAGACAACUGGGCCAAAGCAAACAAGAUGAAUUUUAACAAGGAGAAAUGUAAAGUACUAUACUUGGGCCAAAAAAAUAAAAGGCACAAAUACAGGAUGGGAGACACCUGGCUUGAGAUCAGUACAUGUGAAAAGGAUCUAAGAGUCUUGGUAGACCUUAUGAGGAACGGCUUAGGGAGCUGGGUAUGUUUAGCCUGGAGAAGAGAAGGUUAAGGGGUGAUAUGAUAGCCAUGUUCAAAUCUAUAAAAGGAUGUCAUAUAGAGGAGGGAGAAAGGUUGUUUUCUGCUGCUCCAGAGAAGCGGACACGGAGUAAUGGAUUCAAACUACAAGAAAGAAGAUUCCACCUAAACAUUAGGAAGAACUUCCUGACAGUAAGAGCCGUUCGGCAGUGGAAUUUGCUACCAAGGAGUGUGGUGGAGUCUCCUUCUUUGGAGGUCUUUAAGCAGAGGCUUAACAGGCAUAUGUCAAGAAUGCUUUGAUGGUGUUUCCUGCUUGGCAGGGGGUGGGACUGGAUGACCCUUGUGGUCUCUUCCAACUCUAUGAUUCUAUGAUUCUAUCUAGCUCAGUAUUGCCUACACUGACUGUCAGCUGUUCUCCUGGGUUUCAGGCAGAAGAAGAAGAGUUUGGAUUUGAUAUCCCGCUUUAUCACUACCCUAAGGAGUCUCAAAGCGGCUAACAUUCUCCUUUUCCCUUCCUCCCCCACAACAAACACUCUGUGAGGUGAAUGAGGCUGAGAGACUUCAGAGAAGUGUGACUAGCCCAAGGUCACCCAGCAGCUGCAUGUGGAGAAGCAGAGACGCGAACCCGGUUCCCCAGAUUACAAGUCUACCGCUCUUAACCAUACACCACACUGGCUCUUUCCGAGCCCUGCCUGAAAAUGCUGAGGAUUGGACAUACUUUUGCACACACUAUAUAGCUCUACCUUUGGCCCUGCGAAACGCCUGCUUUUAUAUAUGUAUCGUCAUGUCUCUUCCAACAAGAACCUCAAAUGAACUUCAGCUCAAAGUACUGUCACAGCCUGGAUGUGAGGAGCAGAGCCUUGUUUGUGGUGGUACCACCGCAUCAUCUGACCCUUAAGAAAUCUAUACAGCUUCAGGGGACAACCCCCCCCCCCGUGUUUUUCCUUCAUUAUCUUUUUUUUAAUGUUUCUGGUAGUUCUCUGCUGCUUUUUUUCAAAGCUGUUUUAAAUUUUUAGUUAUGCUUUUAACUUUUUUUCUCGAUUCGGUUUCGCUUUAAUGGAUUUAGGAAUGUUGGCAUAAGAAAGUCAGUAAGAAAGUAGCUCAGGCAAGUUGAUAUCUUAAGCGUCGCAGUGUGUAAAUUUGUUAAAAUAAAUAUGAUCUAGUACAAUGUUUGCAGUUCUGUGCCUCUCCCUCCCACCCUGUAAAACCACCACCACCGGAAGGCCAGGCCAGCAGAACACCACAAAUAAAAAUAUAUAACAAGCACUAAGUAGAGCUAAAAACAUUUAUAAGGAGCCAGAUAUCCACACGCCUAAUAAUUUCAGGGAACAGUUUCUUUCAGCCAUCAAAUGCCUGGGAGAACAGGAGAGUCUAUAAAAUGCUCCUAAAUGUUGUUGACUUUGACUUGAUUUCUUACCUUUUCCCCAUAUUGAGAUCGUAGGAAGAGCCCGCAGGAUCAGCCCAAUGGCCCAUUUGGUCCAGUUUCUUGUUCCCACAGUGGUAAACAAAACCCA